ACGAACGGAAUUUAUGAUAACUUUAAAGACAAAACGGAUUUAUGCGCGCACACGCACAGUCGUGCACGGCGGUUCACGCGCUCAUGCAGACCUGUCAGUGACCACCAGCAACAGAGAGAGAGACGUCUCUGGGAGUAUGUCGGUGGGAGGGAUUCUUGCUGAAGGAAACGGGUGCAGAGCUCAGAGACUGAACUCUCCAAGAGCGCAGAUUCACAGACAGGAGCGCAUCUGCCUCAGACACCUGACGAAUGCCUUCCAAACGUGUUUGCUAUUGCUGUGUUUGACAAUCAUCCAGAGUGGUCAUGCUGCCGUUCAGACGUGCAUGGAUAAGCACCAGGUUGUUGGGGUGCUCCGUCAAAUGGAGAAGUUCCUGAAAGGCCAGGAGAUGCGAUUCACAGAGAGCCUCAGGAUCAUGAAGUCAAAGCUGGCAGCGCUUCAGAACUCUGUCUCCAAAUUACCUCAAGCAGACCAGUCAGCUGACCCCACACGCUGCCCCUCCCUGGAAGUCCCUGCUCAUGGAACCAAAUUUGGCUCAAAGUAUUUUGUUGGACACGAAGUCCAUUUCACUUGUUCCCAGGGAUACCAUCUUGUCGGUUCUUCCACACGGGUUUGCCAGGACAAUGGAACCUGGACCGGCAUCAGUGCCAUCUGUAAAGAUAUAAGUGAGUGUGCGAGUCAUCCCUGCCAAAAUGGAGGUACCUGUGUGGAAGGUGUUAAUCAGUACAAAUGCAUCUGCCCUCAGAACUGGAGUGGCUCUCACUGCCAGCACCAUACCCAGACAGCACCACCUGAGUGGAGUGUUGUGAAUGAUCCAGCGUUCAGCCAGAGACCUCGCUGUACCCAAGUGAAUCACGCCCAGCACUGCACUUGUGAUGCAGGUUUUCACAUGAGUGGCACAUCCGACAACAGUAUCUGUCAGGAUGUAAACGAGUGUAAAGUGUACAGACUGGACCAUGGAGGGAAGCUUUGUGUCCAUGAGUGUGUGAAUGUUCCAGGCUCAUACCACUGCUCCUGCCCGACUGGCUAUCGGUUACUCCCAGAUGGGCGGAACUGUGAGGAUGUGGACGAAUGUUUAAGCCAGCAGCACAACUGUAGCCGAGGGACAACUUGUAUCAACACGGGGGGAGGCUUUCGGUGUGUCAACCCAGAGUGUCCUCGUUCGCAUGGCAACAUCAGUUAUGUGAAGACAUCUCCCUUACAGUGUGAGAGAAACCCCUGCCCCAUGGACAGCCGCUCCUGUCACCUGGCUCCUAAGACUGUAUCCUUCCAUUACUUGUCUCUGCCUUCCAACCUUCAGACUCCUGCCACACUUUUCCGUAUGGCGACUGUCGCUGCCCCUGGGCGCGCGGGGCCAGACAGCCUGCGCUUCGGCAUAGUGGGCGGAAACUCCCAGGGUAUCUUUGUCAUGCAGCGCUCAGACAGACAGACUGGUGAACUGAUACUGGUCCAGCAGCUCCGUGGACCACAGGAGACCAGCGUUGACGUGGACAUGUCUGAGUACAGUGAGCGGAUCUUUCAGGCCAAGCAUGUAGCCAGGGUCUAUGUUCUCAUUUCACCUUACAACUUUUGAGAGUGUGCUUGCAAAUGAGGAAGACUAAAGACAGAAAGGUGAAGAAAAACAAGAGUGCAUAAUGGCACUGAGUUUAUUUAUCUGUUUCUUGAUCCCCAAUCAAAAAUUAAUUUGUCUGAGUAGCCAGUCAUAGGCCAAUCUUUGUUCAGUGGCCAAAUUACCAAAAGAAUGAGAGUGUCAAAUUAAUAUUUAACAGUUAUAUUUUUAGUAUAACAAUAUAACAAAUAUAAUAAAACCCAUCAUAGAUGCUUCUUUAACUAGUGUCAUUAUGGCCUAUUACUGAUGGUGUUUGGCUGAGUUAGUCUGGAUGUAUAAAAACUAGCUAAACAAAAGCAUAGUGAAUGGUUUGGGAGGGAUGGGUAAGUGUUGCAAUGUUUGCCGUUACUCCAUGUUUGUAUUUUUAUGUCCACUAUAGAAUUUUGAGUAGUGCAUGGUCAGGCCCUGAGGCUGAUGCUCUGCCAUUGUUUUGCUGAUGACAGAUCCCUGUACGACAUUAGUGCUCAUGUGGCUCUAAUUUAUUGGAAAUAUUGUUUUAACAUUGUAACAUAUGGUGCACCACAAGCUUAUCUUCCAUUAUAUAUUGUAUAUUUGUUUGUUUUGUACCAGCUUGCCUUGUUUAAGGCAGCAUUCAUGAUACUAAGAGAGUUGUUUUAAAGAGUAGAUGCAUAUUUCUUCUGUUACUCAUAUUCUGCAUGUUACCCAGAAAUAACCUCAUAAUACUCUAAAUCAAAGGUUAUUUGGCAAGCUUGCCAAUACACUACACAAUUUGUCUGGAAUUUUAAUUGUCUCUGUGUAGCUGUAAUAAAGUCAUUCCAACAUUUCAGUAUUUGUUAGAACUACCUCGACUGAUGUUGAACAGUGUGCUAUUAAAUGCCCUUGUGGCAGUGCUUCUCCUUCUACAUCUCUUAUGAGUUCAUUUUAAUGAGCGAAAUGCAAACCAACACGUACUAUAGCU
Messenger RNA from Monopterus albus (swamp eel), 2525 nucleotides. RefSeq names its product fibulin 7 (gene fbln7). The coding region runs from base 14 to 1570 and encodes 518 amino acids. The transcript is spliced from 11 exons. The record is from RefSeq and is a predicted model, not a curated record. Lineage: Eukaryota; Metazoa; Chordata; Actinopteri; Synbranchiformes; Synbranchidae. Gene Ontology annotation, molecular function: calcium ion binding.